Molecule: messenger RNA, 2710 nt
Organism: Acipenser ruthenus (sterlet)
Lineage: Eukaryota; Metazoa; Chordata; Actinopteri; Acipenseriformes; Acipenseridae
Product: phosphatidate phosphatase LPIN1-like
Exons: 7
Coding region: 1-828 (275 amino acids)
Biological process (GO): fatty acid catabolic process; positive regulation of transcription by RNA polymerase II; triglyceride biosynthetic process
Cellular component (GO): mitochondrial outer membrane; nucleus
Molecular function (GO): phosphatidate phosphatase activity; transcription coactivator activity
Source: RefSeq, a predicted model, not a curated record
AUGUUCUCCUCUUCAAGUGUUUUAUACAGGAAAACUCUCCGGCUCACCUCCGAGCAGCUGGGAAGCCUCCAGCUGAAGAAUGGCCCCAACGACGUGGUGUUCAGUGUUACAACACAGUACCAGGGCACAUGUCGCUGCGAAGGAACCAUCUACCUGUGGAACUGGGAUGAUAAAAUUGUCAUCUCGGAUAUUGAUGGAACCAUUACCAGGUCUGACACACUGGGUCACAUACUGCCUACCCUUGGCAAGGACUGGACUCAUCAGGGCAUUGCCCGGCUUUAUCACAAAGUUAGCCAAAAUGGCUACAAGUUCCUGUACUGUUCAGCCCGUGCUAUUGGAAUGGCAGACAUGACAAGAGGGUACCUGCACUGGGUUAAUGAAAGGGGAACUAUGCUACCUCAGGGGCCUGUACUGCUGAGCCCAAGCAGCUUGUUCUCAGCACUGCACAGGGAAGUGAUAGAAAAGAAACCAGAGAAGUUUAAGAUUCAGUGUCUGACAGACAUAAAAAAUCUCUUUCAUCCAAACAUUGAGCCUUUCUAUGCUGCUUUUGGAAACAGACCUACAGAUGUGCAUUCAUAUAAGGAAGUAGGAGUUGCUUUGAACAGAAUCUUUACAGUUAACCCAAAAGGAGAACUGAUACAAGAACAUGCAAAGACUAACAUAUCCUCUUACGUGAGACUUGGUGAAAUCGUGGAUCAUGUGUUUCCACUGCUGACACGAGGAGAUUCCUCAGACUUCCCCUGUUCUGACACCUACAGUCAGUUCACCUACUGGAGAGAGCUACUGCCGUCUGUGGAAAACCCUGGUGUCCGUGUAGAAUCCAGUUAAACGUUAGAACCAGAUGUUGAAUGAUUGCUUCUGUAACGGGCAGUGUUGUGUAAUACACUACCGUUAUGGAUUCCGUCCCCUGUCGGUGAGAUGAGAUGAGGUUAAACUCUCUUUGCAUUGUGGUUAAGACGCUUGCUUGCGGUGUGUGAUGUUCGAGGUUUGCCCCCAGCUACCACCCUGUUAUACUUCAAAAGUUUAUUUAUUUAUUUUAUACCUAAAUAACAUUUGUGCAUUUUAAACCUACUUUAUGUGCAUACUAAGUUUAAUUAAUCAAAAUAGUCUUUUUUUGCUACUCUUUUCAUUUGUUUUUAACAUUUUUUUUUAUAGCUCAGAAUUUUUUUUUUCUUUAAUGCUGAUGUUAUAUGUUUUUAAAAGGGGAUAGGCACAUAUCAGCAAAGCAAAGUCACCUUUGCUUAAUACUGAAGCUUUUAAUCUUCAUUACAGCUUGUAAAAAAUAAUUCAAUAAUGAAGAAAGGUUGUUACCCUUACAGCCAAAUAAAGCUACACCCUGGUGAGAACCCUUUUAUCAUGAGACUAAAUCAUUACAGUGUGCUACUUCUCUUUGUUUCUAAGAAAAUAAGAACAACAUCCCAGCACAGCAGAUUAAAUACAUCCGUGAAUGUAUCACUAGCUUCUUCAGGGCAGAAUAUGGGGACAUUGAAUUCCCCUGUGGAUUGUAAUUUGAACAACAACAUGCAAAUAUGUGACCACCAUUAUUCCACAAGCUCUUUUCAUCUUGGUACGUUUUAAAGCUUCAGUAACUCUGCAUGCCGAUAGCCAUGUGCACUCAGCCUUGACUGAACUGAAAAAUAAAUAGGCACUGUAAAGGUUGAUAUGAAGUGACAAGCUAGGUAACCCAGGCAACAGAUGAACUAGAAGUUUACACCACAUGACUUGUUGAUCAAAACUUUGCAAAGGAUUUUCUGCUUUGAAUAAUUGCAUGUUUUGUUAACAUUUUAGACCACAGAUCAACUAUUUGAGUUGGCAUUGUUUCAAUACAGGCACUGUAUGCCUGACAAGCUAUCUUUCGGUUUAGUUUUGUGAAGUAACAAAGCUAAACUGAUAAAUAAUCUCCUUUCCUACAUCUGUCUCUUUCCUACAUCCACACAAUAUUCAAAUAUUAACAUCUAUGGAUCUGAGUUUAUAGUAGAUAUCAUCCCACUAUACACAAAAUGGGUUUCAGUGAUUUUAACUAAUUACAAUAAUACAUUAUGUAUGGCAACCAAUUACAGUGAUGUAUAUGGUCAUAUAAUGUGGUGUAUAAACCAAGUCUCUGUUGGCAUUUACAGUAAGGUCUGAAACGUCACCUUCUGAGGUUUUUUUUUUUUUUUUUUUUUUUUUCCCCAAAACCAUAAAUUAUACUAAAUGUAAAGUGUGAUCAGGUUGUGGUGUAAACCUCUAUUCAUAUAGAUUCUUAAAUCUGUGAAAGCGUUCCUAGAAUGUUACUGUACGAUGCUUCAGGAUGAUAAGAUAAAAAAGGGAGGUUUACUUGAGAUGUGUUAAUGAUAAAGUUACUGUAUGUAGACAUGCAGUUAAUCAAAGGUAUAGUUACUUUGUGUAAAUAAUAUGUUAAAGUCUAGUGUUAUUUUGAGAACCUGCUACAAAUGUAUAGAAACAUAAAUAAACUCAAUUAUCCUUAAUCUCAAUAUAUUGUCUGAAUAAUGGCUGGGAGUAGCUAGAAUGCAAAAUGCCUAUUCUUUCUGUGAAAGAUACAGUGUUAUGAUCUGCUUUUUACUGCUGCUUAUGGUUGUCAUUAAAUGACAUCUUUAUUUUUUUUUUUUACUUAUGUAUGUAUAUAACAGAAUCCAAUUGUAAUGAAUGUGUGCAGUGUAAUGUCAUUUAUAUAUGGCUGUCAUUGUAAUAAAUGCUCAGAAUAUUCAAA